AUGAAAUUCCUUUCUCCAGCCCAGAAACCACCAUUGUACCCAGAGAAUUUCCGAGAUCGCAGAUUUAAGGCGAGACUUCUCCUGAAAAUCAACCAAAACUGGCAUUCGGAAGUCGGAGAAUUUUCUAAGAAUCGGGUCCUGGAAUCUCCGAUGGACAGUUCAAGUGACAUCGAGGGUGAUUGCGACGGAAGAAAUGAAGGAGGAUCCACAUCGGAUUAUCGAUUGUUGGGUCGGCAAGUUACGGUUCAUCAGUUCAUGGGCGGUGGCAAAGGCGAAUUUACCAUUUUGGAUAUAGUAGAAGAUGUAAACUUUGGCAGAACCUCUGCAACUGCUGACUUGCUCUUAUGGAGGAGAAGAAACCUUUCUUUGGGGGUUAUCGUUUUAUCAACCGUAGCUUGGCUUAUAUUCGAGCUUUCUGGAUUGCCUUUCUUAUCUAUUUCUUCCGAUGUCUUACUGAUCGUGAUCAUAACAUCAUUCGUCCAUGCCCGAUUUUCUGCUUUUAGGAAUAUACAGCCGAAGUCGUUACCAGAGCUUGUUCUCUCAGAGGAAAUGGUGAAUAGCGCCGCAGCUUCUUUCCGUAUCAAACUCAAUCACUUGCUUGUAAUGGCUCAUGAUGUUACAGUUGGCAACGAUUUUCGGCUCUUCUUCAAGGUGGUGAUUUGUCUGUGGCUUCUCUCUGCCAUUGGUAGCUAUAUUUCUUUCUGCACUCUUGUUUAUAUCGGGACCAUCCUAUCUGUAACAAUACCGGCUUUGUACAGCAAAUAUCAAAGCAAAGUAGACAAGUGUUGCGGGUUGAUUCACAGGCAGUUGUCUCAUCACUACAAGUUAGUUGACGAAAGUGUUAUAAGCAGACUCUCAUGGAGCUUAUCCAAGGAUAAAGAUUCCUGA
Molecule: messenger RNA, 888 nt
Organism: Thlaspi arvense
Lineage: Eukaryota; Viridiplantae; Streptophyta; Magnoliopsida; Brassicales; Brassicaceae
Source: the annotation of a GenBank genome assembly